UUGAUUGAUGACAGGCCGCUCCAGGCAGGGACAAUCUGGUCCCAACUGCCCUCUUCCUCCAUCAAUGCCACCUUGGGGACUCUCAGCCAACCGGGCAGUCAGGGCUCACGGGACCAGAAUUAGGGCUGCGGCUCUGAGUGAGGACCUGCUACAGGGUUCCCACGCGGGCUCCUAAGAGUCUCCUGAGAACCACUGGAAUUUGCAGCAGUGGCUCCGUGACAUGCAACUCCCAAAGGGCGGUGCGCGGGCCCUGUCCUUGCCCCCUGACCUCUGCUUCCUUUCAGCACCAUGAAGCUUUUCACGGGCCUCGUCUUCUGCUCCUUGGUCCUGGGUGUCAGCAGCCAAUGGUAUUCGUUCUUUGGCGAGGCUGCUCAAGGGGCUUGGGACAUGUGGAGAGCCUACUCUGACAUGAGAGAAGCCAAUUACAUAGGUGCAGACAAAUACUUCCACGCCCGGGGGAACUAUGAUGCCGCACAGAGGGGACCUGGGGGCGCUUGGGCGGCCAAAGUGAUCAGCGACGCCAGAGAGAAUUCUCAGAGAGUCACAGACUUUUUCAGGCACGGAAGCAGCGGCCACGGAGCAGAGGACUCGAAGGCUGACCAGGAAGCCAAUGAAUGGGGCCGGAGCGGCAAAGACCCCAACCACUUUCGACCUGCGGGCCUGCCUGAGAAGUACUGAGCUUCCUCUUUGCUCUGCACUCAGGAGAGGGGCUGAGAGCCCCCUGAGGGCAGGGACACGGAGUCAUUGAGUUCUCUGUCCACAGAGGCUGAUGGAGGGCACCUGAAAGGUGUCUAAUAAAUGCUUAAGAGAUUGUU
Messenger RNA from Prionailurus viverrinus (fishing cat), 815 nucleotides. RefSeq names its product serum amyloid A protein-like. The coding region runs from base 289 to 678 and encodes 129 amino acids. The transcript has 3 exons. The record is from RefSeq and is a predicted model, not a curated record. Gene Ontology annotation, cellular component: extracellular region. Lineage: Eukaryota; Metazoa; Chordata; Mammalia; Carnivora; Felidae.